CGGACUGCCGACGCGAGUGGAGCGGAUAGGGCGGAUAAAAGCGGUUUCAAGGAGGCGCGGAUAAAAGUACGAACGGUUAAAAGGACGAAACCAAAGGCUAACGGUUAACGGCGAACGGCGAACGGCAGGCGACAAACGACGUAAAGUGUUAUUCCGUUGUUAACCAUUACAGUUAUUUCGGUUGCUCCGCGAUCCUUCCUAACGGUUCGCUGCUUUUUUUUUGUCCCUUUCUUUUCCUGUGUGUGCCAUCCUUGUUUUGUCCAGAUUCUCAGAUUCACAGUUUCAGAGAUUCACUGAGACAAAAGUGACAAAGUAUACUUCACAUUUGAAUGGGCAUCGCAUCGACACAUGAAGCGCCGAAGGACGCGCGCUUUUAUAACCCUCCCCCCCUCUACGGAACCAUCCUCAAUUCGUUAGAACCUCAAGCGAACCCCCCGGAAAGCCAUUCAUCCAUCCUAUAUCAUCCCCGUACCCAGCAGUUCCAUUUCCCGCUGGGAUAGUUUCUGUUUGCGGUUCGUGCAUUCCAACCAGCCACACUGUUCAAAAAGUAUGGCUCCUAUAUCAGCAGAGAGAUAAGUGCGAAACGGUAUUGCCAUUAAAACCAAGGGGGAAGCGCAGAUUUAUUAUCCGAUUAGGAGUUUCUAGAUAUUUAUGGGUAUUUAAACCCAAGCCAAGCCUAAAGCUAAUAAAGAUUUUGUAAGGCACCCCCAAAAAGGGCUAUAAAAACAUAACUCAUAUAACAACCCUGUAAUACUUGUACAGGUUUCUUCCCCAAGAUACCUUUGUUAUAAUAUUAUUACCCUUAAAGCCAAAAGAAAAACCUAUUUAACGGUGCUUCCCGUAAUCUUAUUAAUUAUCCCCCAAGGAAGAUAGAAAAAAGUCAGGUCUUUUAUAAGAAACCAUUUCCGUAUAAUAAUAUAAUAAUAAAUAUCUAUAAAAGGGAUUUGCGUGGAGGAACUAAAAGGUAUUGCAAUUGUUAGAAAUCUAUGGCAAGGCAUACUCACCAAGGUAUCGUCACUCUCUUUAUAGAUAUAUUACAAAUUAUCAGAAAGCGGUAAAAACGAUUAUUCCCGAAAGUCUAGUAUUUAUCUGUGUAAUUUGUGAUCAGAAAAUAGGUUAAUUGUAGUCCUAGCCUUAAGGCUUUAAGAAAGCCAUUUAAGGAAAGUAAUAAGAGGUUUUUUUGAACUUACUUCCCAUAAGAACAUCCAGGGAAGCUAGAAUAUUUAGAGUUUUGAAUUAUUCCCGAUCAGUGAUAAGGUUUUUUUUGGACUUACUUCCCAUAAGAACAUCCAGGGGUGCUAGAAUAUUUAGAGCUUUGAAUUAUACCCGAUUAGUGAUAAGAAAACCUUUUCUUUUGGCGUUAUGGGAAGGCCUAAAGCAACAUUUUUCCCUUGAUAGUAUCAAAUUGUUCUCUCUGCAUAAGGAAUCGUGCUUGGCCAUUUAAUUGUGGUCUCUGGUGACCAGGGAGGUGGAUGAGGACGAGGAUGUAGACGUGAAUGUGGCAGUAGAAUGGCGCUUCCUUCGAUUCAAUUCGAUUUGUCGUAAUGAAGCUAGUCCACAGAGCCCCAUGCAAUAGUUAACAUAUUUUUAUUGCCUGUUGUCGCCAAAGUGUCCUCCCGCCAGAUCCCCAUCCGCAUUCGCAUUCGCAUCCGUUUCUCCAUCCCAGGCGACCAUCCCAUAGCCAUACCCCCACCGAUAUAUAUUCAUCUAUAGCCCCGCUCCCUCGGCAGAUUCGGUUUCAAGUGCCAUUGGAGCUGAAGCUCCAACGGAUUGCUCACUUGAUGGCCGAGGGUUGGCCGAUUCAAUGUUUGCGCUCUUGCGUAUCCAACAAGUGCGGGGUAUUGGUAUAGGGGGUAUUGAAAGUGGGGGAUCUGGUGGAUUGACAAUGGGUUUGGGGAGGUCAAGAGCCGGUCAUUCGGGAGCCGGGCUUAGGUCGAGGGCUUUCCCCCAAAAAUAAGUUGCUUACAUCACUUUCGGGGUUUUUAAAAGUCAUGUCCUCCCGUUAACAAAUCCCGACUAAUCAACGAUGACAGGAACAGCAAUAUAUAUUGUUGGGAUUUAGGGUUCGGAAUUUAUGGAGCAUCAAAUAUGGCAGAAUAAAGCUAUGUGUAGCUGCCUAUGUGAGUGGAGUACUUGAAAUAUUUAGGGAAUGUAGCAUAGAAAAUAUAGAUAGUUUAAUCAAAACCUCUUCUAACGUAUCUGUGAGUACGGAAUUCCAUUUACAAAAUAUUUUAGUUAUUUUAUGAUGUUGUUAUUUGAAGUGGAGUCCCAAAAAUAGUUAUGAAUUUCUUGGUUUAGUGCGGUAUAUUUAAGAGAAAGGUUUUCAUUUGUGCUUCGGUAAAUCCAUGGGUUGCAUCCUCUGCAGAAACCUUCACCAUGGUGACCCCUGAUCGCAAUCAAUCGUGGUUGUUCAAACUUUCGCCAUCCGAGACUUCCACUUUCCCCCUACUUUCACCCACUUUAUCCCACAUUUCCCAACAAAAACACACACACUCUGUUUGGCCAAGUGAUUCAUUAAAGCAAUUAGCAAAGUCCUGUGUCCGGAGUCCUUCGUCCGGAGUCCUGUGACCGGAAUCCGCGGCUGAGGACAAACAUUUAGCAACACUUCUCUUGCAUGCAGCCGGGAUUCAGGAUUUAAGGAGAGUGCGAAACCACCUAAUGCUCAUUGAAAUUUACGAUUAUGCUGCGAAAUUAUUAAACAAUAUGACCGCCAGAGGAGUGAGGGAACCAUCAGCCGGCGGAGGCGUAGGCGGAGGCGGAGGCGAAGGCCAGGAGACCAUUAAUAACGAAUCUGCGGGGAAUCUGAGUCUGAAUGUGAGGGGCAUGCUGAAACGCACCCUGGCCAGAGUGGCCCGGGCCAAUCCCGCCCAGCACGUGACCAACCUGCCCGUUUCCGCCCUGCUGCUCCAGGCCCUCGACGCGACGGACGUGGCCCAGGGCCAGGACAUCGAUCCAUCGACCGGUGGGCCAGAGGUGGAUGUGCCCGAGCAGCCAUUCCCAUUUCCGUUCCCCAAUGCCACUGGCAAUCCGUUGGCGGGGAAUGGGGACGCCGGCACGGACGUUUAUCUGCCCGCGGGCAAUCUCAGCGGUUUCAUUGAGUCCUCGACAACGGCGGUGAUGAGCACGCUACCGCUCCCGAUCCCCACCAGCAGCACCAUGGCCACAUUCCACGCCCAAACGGUGGCCACCUUCAUCGCCGCCACCGGCACCAAAAAUCGCCCAACGACCAUCGUUGUCUACCCAACGGUUUCACCCGAAUCGAUCGUCAUCCCGAUCGUCUCGUGCAUCUUCGGCUUUCCCAUCCUGGCGCUCCUCGUGAUCUGCUGCCUGCGGAGGAGGGCCAAGCUGGCCCGGGAGCGGGACAGGAGGCGGAACUACGACAUGCAGGACCAUGCCGUCAGCCUGGUCAGAUUUAGUCCAAUACAUAGGCUUAAUUACCGACCGUCGCGAGCUAUCAGUCUACGUCCUGAACGAAGCCUAAGCCAGGGCUUCACUUCAUUGGAGCUGGACACUGUGCUGGAGGAGCGAUGCAGCGACGUGGAGCAGACGCAGACGGAGAUCUUCAAUCCCGAGUCGCCAAUGGAGACCACCUCCUACAAGAUCUCCUUCUCCUCGAGCUAACAGUUAGCCAAACAGCAACUGGGGCAGGCCGUCGAUCGCCACGAGGAGCCGGAAGCAAAGGUGCCGCUGGCCAAGACCGCGUCGCAGCUGGUGGUACCACCACCGCAGCUGCGAAAGACGGCCAGUGUGCGAGACGAUCCGGCUGGCCUGGCCAAGAGGCGCAGUCGCCUCCAGGAGAUCCGGGCUGCCAGUAGUGGAGGCGGCGGCGGCGGCGAGGCAGCUGUCGCCUUUACCAAACGCGAAUCCAAGCGGGAUCGCCGGCGAGGAGGAGGAGGAGGAGCCGAGGAACCAAGUGGUAGCACCAGGGAUCCGCAGUCCCAAUCCCCGGCCAUGCGCAAAUCGCACUCCCUGGACGCCGCCGAGAGCUACUCGCUGGCCAACAUCCAGGCACCACUCUGGGUGACCCUCACCAAUGCCCGCACCAUCGACGAGCUGGCCCAGCAGAAGAUGUGAGCUCCAGCUCCAGCUCCUGCUCCUGCUCCCAGCUGCAUAUGAAUCUCCAACAGAAGCGUUCACUUAGCAUACCUCCGUCAGAGUCUACGUCCCGCCCACAUAGAAAACCUGUAAAUGUUUAGAUGGAAGUUCGAAUUAGACACAUUACUAACACAAAAACGAGCUAUUUGCAUCAUUAACUCAAGCUUAACAAAUUCAAUAAAGUUAAAGACCAACAGAAAUAGGAAAAAACGAAACUAAC
Drosophila subpulchrella is the source of this 4315-nucleotide messenger RNA. RefSeq lists its product as uncharacterized. The record is from RefSeq and is a predicted model, not a curated record. NCBI's taxonomy places the organism in Eukaryota, Metazoa, Arthropoda, Insecta, Diptera, Drosophilidae. The transcript is spliced from 3 exons.